AUGAAGAGGAGAGCUGGCCUGGGGGGCAGCAUGAGGUCAGUGGUGGGCUUCUUGUCCCAGCGGGGCUUGCAUGGGGACCCCCUGCUCACUCAGGACUUUCAGAGGAGACGCCUGCGAGGCUGCAGAAACCUCUACAAGAAGGACCUCCUCGGCCACUUCGGCUGUGUCAAUGCCAUUGAAUUCUCCAACAAUGGAGGCCAGUGGCUGGUCUCAGGAGGAGAUGAUCGCCGGGUUCUACUAUGGCACAUGGAACAAGCUAUCCACUCCAGAGUUAAGCCCAUACAGCUGAAAGGAGAGCAUCAUUCCAACAUUUUUUGCCUGGCUUUCAACAGUGGGAACACCAAAGUAUUCUCUGGAGGAAAUGAUGAGCAAGUUAUCCUCCAUGAUGUUGAAAGCAGUGAGACCUUAGAUGUGUUCGCUCAUGAAGAUGCGGUGUAUGGCUUGUCAGUGAGCCCUGUGAAUGACAACAUUUUUGCCAGCUCCUCCGAUGAUGGCCGGGUUCUCAUCUGGGACAUCCGGGAAUCUCCCCAUGGAGAGCCCUUCUGCCUGGCCAACUAUCCGUCAGCCUUUCACAGUGUCAUGUUUAACCCUGUGGAGCCCAGGUUAUUGGCCACAGCCAAUUCAAAGGAAGGAGUGGGACUCUGGGAUAUUCGAAAACCUCAGAGUUCUCUCCUGCGGUAUGGGGGCAACCUGUCCCUCCAAAGUGCCAUGAGUGUGCGAUUCAACAGUAAUGGGACCCAGCUCCUGGCCCUGAGGCGUCGCCUGCCCCCUGUGCUCUAUGACAUCCACUCCCGCCUGCCUGUGUUCCAGUUUGACAAUCAGGGUUACUUCAACUCUUGCACCAUGAAAAGCUGCUGUUUUGCAGGAGAUCGUGACCAGUAUAUCCUUUCAGGCUCUGAUGACUUCAACCUGUACAUGUGGAGAAUUCCCGCAGACCCAGAAGCCGGUGGCAUUGGCAGGGUGGUCAACGGAGCCUUCAUGGUGCUGAAAGGGCAUCGGUCUAUUGUUAACCAGGUCCGCUUUAACCCCCACACCUACAUGAUCUGCUCUUCUGGUGUUGAAAAGAUUAUCAAGAUCUGGAGCCCGUACAAACAGCCAGGAUGUACCGGAGAUCUGGAUGGUCGGAUUGAGGAUGAUUCUCGCUGUCUCUAUACCCACGAAGAGUACAUCAGCCUUGUGCUGAACAGUGGGAGUGGCCUGUCUCACGACUACGCCAACCAGUCUGUGCAGGAAGACCCUCGGAUGAUGGCCUUCUUUGACUCCCUGGUGCGUCGCGAGAUCGAGGGCUGGAGCUCUGACUCGGACAGUGACCUCAGCGAGAGCACCAUCCUCCAGCUGCACGCAGGGGUCAGUGAGCGCUCGGGCUACACCGACUCCGAGUCCUCGGCCUCGCUGCCCCGCUCCCCCCCGCCCACAGUGGAUGAGUCUGCCGACGGCGCCUUCCACCUGGGGCCCCUGCGGGUCACUGCCACAAACGUGGUGGCGUCCACCCCACCGCUGCCCUCAUGCGAGGAUGCCACGUCUCGCCAGCAGCGCCUGUCUGCCCUGCGGCGCUACCAGGACAAACGCCUCCUGGCCCUUUCCAACGAGUCUGACUCCGAAGAGAACGCCUGUGAGGUGGAGCUGGACACAGACCUCUUCCCGCGGCCACGGUCUCCCAGCCCCGAAGACGAGUCCAGCAGCUCCAGCAGCUCCAGCAGCUCCGGCGACGAGGAGGAGCUGAACGAGCGGCGCGCGGCCACGCGGCAGCGCAACGCCGUGCGGCGCCGCCAGAAGACGCCUCGAGAAGAGAGGCCCGGCGCCCCGCCCAAGCCCGCCGACGCCUACAUCGGCGAGGACAGCUAUGAUUACCCCCAGAUCAAGGUAGAUGACCUCUCUUCCUCCCCCGCUUCCUCCCCUGAGCGGAGCGCGUCCACCCUGGAGAUUCAGCCGAGCCGAGCGUCGCCAACUUCCGACAUAGAGUCAGUUGAGCGGAAGAUUUACAAAGCUUACAAGUGGCUCCGCUACUCCUACAUCUCCUACUCAAACAACAAAGAUGGAGAGAGCUCGCUCGUGUCUGGGGAGGCCGAUGAAGGGAGGGCGGGAACCAGCCACAAGGACAACCCAGCCCCUUCUUCCAGCAAGGAAGCCUGUCUGAACGCGGCCAUGGCCCAGAGGACCCAGGACCUGCCGACGGAAGGCCGCAGCAAGGACGCUUUUAAAGAAGGGACUUCUGCCAUAAGCCCCAGCCAUGGCCCAGGCCCUGAGCCCAGUGGCCACCCUUGGGCAGAGGCACCCGAGGAUGCCUCUCAGGACUCCAACAAUGGUGGCACUGUAGAACACACUUUUGAAACCAAGAAGCUCAAUGGAAAGGCCCUAAGCAAGGCCCUGAGCAGCCGGGCCGAGGAGCCACCCUCCCCUCCUGUCCCCAAGGCGUCUGGCUCCACUGUGAGCAGCGGGUCUGGCAACUGUCUCAGGACCCAGUCUGAUGACAGUGAGGAGAGGAGCCUGGAAACCAUCUGUGCCAACCACAACAAUGGGCGCUUGCACCCCCGCCCCCUGCACCCCCACAGCAAUGGGCAGAACUUUACGGAGCUGGAGGCACUGGCCUGCUCUUCCCCAGGAUGUGUGGACACUGACCACGAUAACUUGUCCCUGACAGGGAUACUCCUACACAAAGAUUGUUGUGGGUCUGAAAUGGCCUGUGAGUCCCCCAGUGCUGGAACGAGAGAGGACCCCACUGAUCUCCCAGACACAGACAGCAGCAGGGCUGUUCAUGGCCAUAGUGGCCUCAAGAGGCACCGAAUCGAAUUGGAAGACACAGAUUCAGAGAAUUCCUCCUCAGAGAAGAAAUUAAAAACAUGA
This is a messenger RNA of Rangifer tarandus platyrhynchus (Svalbard reindeer), 2844 nucleotides long. The record is from the annotation of a GenBank genome assembly. Lineage: Eukaryota; Metazoa; Chordata; Mammalia; Artiodactyla; Cervidae.